Lottia gigantea (owl limpet) is the source of this 207-nucleotide messenger RNA. RefSeq lists its product as hypothetical. The record is from RefSeq and is a predicted model, not a curated record. NCBI's taxonomy places the organism in Eukaryota, Metazoa, Mollusca, Gastropoda, Lottiidae. The transcript has a single exon. The annotation marks the transcript as partial.
ACCCACUGGACUGACGGACAUGAGCGACCACCAACAGACUUGGUAGUUUUAACAAUAUACACCCACUGGACUGACGGACUUGAGCGACCACCAACAGACUUGGUAGUUUUAACAAUAUACACCCACUGGACUGACGGACAUGAGCGACCACCAACAGACUUGGUAGUUUUAACAAUAUACACCCACUGGACUGACGGACAUGAGUGA